This is a messenger RNA of Pistacia vera, 2879 nucleotides long. RefSeq names its product disease resistance-like protein DSC1. The transcript has 4 exons. Gene Ontology annotation, molecular function: ADP binding. NCBI's taxonomy places the organism in Eukaryota, Viridiplantae, Streptophyta, Magnoliopsida, Sapindales, Anacardiaceae. Bases 90 to 2879 code for a protein of 929 amino acids. Gene Ontology annotation, biological process: defense response; signal transduction. The record is from RefSeq and is a predicted model, not a curated record.
GCCAAUUACUUUACCAUUCUAAAGUCUCUGCAACGCCAGUGAACAUUUUCCAAAUCCCCAAACACCCUGCUUGCUUCAACACAAGUACGAUGGCUUCUUCUUCGUCUUCUCGUCCUGCUCAAGAAAAAUAUGAUGUCUUUCUUAGUUUUAGAGGUGAGGACACUCGCAAAGGUUUUACCAGCCACCUACAUGCUGCUUUGUGUCGAACAAAGAUUAAAACUUUCAUCGAUGAUGAACUUGAAAGAGGAGAUGAAAUUUCACCCUCUCUUUUGUAUGCAAUUGAAGGAUCAAAGAUUUCAAUUGUCAUUUUCUCUAAAGACUAUGCUUCUUCUCGAUGGUGCCUCCAAGAACUCGUGAAGAUCAUGGAUCGCAAGAAGAUGCAUGGUCAGAUUGUGAUUCCAGUUUUCUAUGAUGUAAAUCCAUCAGAUGUAAGGAAGCAAACUGGGACUUAUGGAGAUGCAUUUGCUAAUCAUGAAGUACGAUACCGGCACAGGGAAGAGAUGUUGCGGGGAUGGAGGAGUGCUUUGACGGAAGCAGCCAAUCUAUCUGGCUUUCAUUCAAAUGACGUUAGGUCUGAAUCAAUACUUGUAGACAGGAUUACUGAACAAACUUUGAACAGAUUAAAGGCUAUGUCUUCAGUUGAUAAUGAGAAGAACUUGAUUGGAAUAGCAAUGAAGAUUCAAGAAAUUAAAUCUUUAUUGUCCGAUGGGCCAAAAGAAGCACGCAAGGUAGGGAUUUGGGGUAUGGGUGGUAUAGGCAAGACAACUCUUGCCUAUGCAGUUUUCAAUGACAUCUCUGGUCAAUUUGAAGCUUCUUGUUUCAUUGAAAAUGUUAGGGAAGCAUCGGAAAAAGGUGAACUAAGUCGCUUGCGAAAAAAACUUAUUUUUACAAUAUUAGAGGAUAAACAUCUCAAUAUAAGGCUCACAUCCACAAAAGAAAGGCUUGGACGUAAGAGGGUGCUUAUUGUUUUCGAUGAUGUGACAGAUUUAAAACAAAUUAAUAAAUUAAUUGGAGAUCUUGAAUAUGUGGGUGUAGGAAGUCGAAUCAUUAUAACAACAAGAGAUAAACAUGUGCUUAAAACAUGUGGACUUGAUGAUGUCACUAUAUACGAGAUCAAAGGAUUAUAUAGUGAUGAAUCUCUUCAACUUUUUAAACAGUAUGCCUUCAAACAAAACCAUCAUAUCGAAGAAGAUUAUAUGAAGCUAUCAAAUAGAGUAAUAAAUUAUACUAAAGGUGUGCCUUUAGCCAUUGAAGUCUUAGGUUGCUUUCUAUUUGGUAGAGAAAAAAUUGAAUGGGAAAGUGCAUUGGAUGAAUUAGAAAACUCUCCCAAUGAGACUAUCCAAACCGUGCUUAAGAUAAGUUACGAUGGAUUAGACCGUAAAGAGAAGGAUUUGUUUCUAGAUAUUGUGUGCUUCUUUAAUGGAUGGGACAAGGAUCUAGUUAGCAUCUUCAGUCCUGAUAUUAAAAUCGGAGUUCUCGUUGAUAAGGCCCUCAUUACUAUUUCAUACAAAAUCAUAAGAAUUCAUGAUUUGCUUCAAAAAAUGGGUAGGGAAAUUGUUCGACAAGAGCCUGUUGAUAAACUUGGCCAACUAAGUCGAUUGUGGCACUGCAAGGAUGUCUAUCGUGUUCUGAAAAAGAACCUUGGAACUGAUACAGUACGAGGCAUAUGUUGUGAUAUGAACCAAAUAAGAGAGAUAAACCUGAAUCCGUAUGCUUUCUCGAAGAUGCAGAAUCUAAGAUUCUUGAUUGUGAAAAACUCAUAUUGGAUAGACAAUAAUAAGGUGCAUGAUUUUGAAGGCAUUAAAUUUGAUUUCACAGAGCUAAGAUGCCUCUACUGGAAUGGUUACCCCUGCACAUUGUUGCCAUUGAAUUUUGAUCCAGAGAAUCUUGUUGUACUUAAGAUGCGCAACAGCAAUCUUAAACAACUAUGGAUUGGUAUCAAGGAUCUUCUUAAUUUAAAAUACCUUGACUUGAGUUACUCAAAGCAUUUACUUAAAGUCCCUGACCUCUCAAAGGCUCCAAAUCUAGAGAGCUUAAUUUUAGAAGGAUGUACAAGUUUGUUUGAGAUCACUCCUCCUUCUCAGAAUCUUAAUAAACUUGUUUUUUUGAAUCUAAGAUAUUGCGAAACCCUGAUCAGUCUUCCAUUUGGUAUUCAAUCAAUGUCUCUAAGAGUUGUUAUUCUCUCUGGUUGCUCUAAGCUCAAAACAGCUCCAAGGAUCUCAUGUAACAUGGAACGAUUGUUUUUAGAUGGAACUGCAAUAAAAGAAUUAUCUUCUUCCAUCGAUUAUCCUUCGAGACUAGUUGAACUAAAUCUUAAAGGUUGUUCAAGGCUUGAAAGUCUUCCAAGCAGCGUUUGUAAUUUGAAUUCCCUUCGACAUCUUUGUCUUUCUGGUUUUUCAAAUCUAAAGAUGGUUCUAGGGAUCCCACGCAAGAUAGAAGAGUUAUAUUUAGAUGGAACUGCAAUAAAAGAACUGCCUUCAUCGAUUGAGAAUGUAUCCAAUCUAGUAAUAUUGAAUCUUAGAAAUUGCUCAAGCCUUGAGAGUCUUACGAAUGGCAUUUGUAAAUUGAAGUCUCUUAAAUAUCUCUAUAUCUCUGGUUGUUUGAAGCUUGAUAGAUUGCCCGAAGAGAUAGGAAAUUUAGAAAGUUUGGAAGUGCUAGAAGGUAAUGGAAUUACUAUAAGAGAAGUACCAUCAUCUAUGGGACAUUUCAAGAAUCUUCAUGAUUUAUCUUUUGUGGGAUGUAAGGGUCUAGGGCUGGAGUCCCUAUUGGCUAUUUUAUCAGGUUUUCUAUUUCUAAGGAGAUUAAAUUUAAAUCGCUGCAGUUUUAUCGAGUUACCCGAUAAUCUUGGCGAGUUGUCCCUCCUGACAGAUUUAAAUUAG